CUGGAGAGGAGGAGCGCUCAGUUACACUUAUCCUACUACUACUACUUCGACCGAGUCACGUUUGUACUUACAUCAUUCGCUCGCCACAUCUGGCCCCUAAGCUUGAAUUUAUAAAGGCUUCUGGGACACACUCUUUGCAAAUUGUUUUCUUGAUUCCUGCAAGCUUCCUCCUGUCCCUCCACCAUGUUGGUAAUACUGGCCUUCAUCGUCCUCUUCCACAUAAUCUCAGCCACACUACUCUUCAUAGCAACAAUAAACAAUGCUUGGUGGGUGUCAGGAAAUAUAUACACCGACCUGUGGUACUCCUGCAACUCCACAUGCUACCCAGUGGAGAACAGUGCUUCGACUGCAGCAGGCUUCCUCCAGGCUGUGCAGGCAACCAUGAUCCUGUCCACCAUUUUGUGCUGCGUGGGGUUCUUUGUCUUCAUCCUGCAGCUCUUCCGUCUCAGCCAGGGCGAGAGGUUCGUCUUCACAGCCAUCAUCCAGCUUCUGUCAGCCCUCUGCGUGAUGAUCGGCGCCUCCAUCUACACCGCACAGCACGAAAGCUUCCAGAAGCAGCAGUUCAGGAACGGGAACUACGGCUAUUCCUUUGUCCUGGCCUGGAUCGCCUUCCCGCUCACCUUCAUCAGUGGCCUGAUGUAUCUAAUCCUGAGGAAACGCAGAUAAUCCACAACGCCACCACCUCUCCAGCGCUCAUCGACUGCCAGCAGCAGACGCCACGGGCAAAGGAAUAUAUUUUGUAUAUACUCUUUUUUUAAUGUAUAGUGAAAAAAAUACAAUGCCAAAAUAAUAUUACUAGGACUGAAAAAAAUAUUAACAGUAGCUACUAGAAACUUGUAUUAAACCUAGGUGUGGUAUUAUAUGUAGAAUUUUAACCCUUUUUGUCUUAAAUAUAACAUUUAAAUGCAUCCUUGGUGAAAACGUGUAAUGCUGUGAUUGAAGGGCUUACAGGAGGAGGUACAAACUUGAAAACAAAUGCGGACAAACAUGUUAUGGCAUGAGGUCUCACUGGAGAAAACCGAAUUUGUUGUUUAAACCACUAGACGGCUGUAAUGUUUUGAAGUAUUAUACUUGAGAAUUCCGGGUUGUGAAAUUGUCUUUUGGUCAAUGCUCAUGUUGAAAGUGGUUUUAACUUUGUUCUCUGGGAAGAAAAUAGUGGUUUACAUUGCAAAUGUUAUUCUGUGCAUAUUUAAUUGGAGCUUGAGUUAAAUGAACACUUUCUGGAAAAAAGGCAAAAAGUAUUUGAAAAUGAACUCGGGGAAAGUGUUUGGUUGAGCAUAUGCUAAGUCAUUGGCUCUCCCAAGGCGUAUUUUUCCACAUCUGCCAAUCCAACGAAACACUUUCCUGGGUUUCAGCUCCUUGAACCACCCUCUGUGCCUUGUCAGUGUUGCCUUCUUCCUGGUCAUCACCAGGGACUGAAGGAAGAAGACUGUCCAAAAUCACCACAGACCUUAACCUAGAAAGCCAAGGAAAAUCAGAUACUGUACUGAAUUAACUAUGAAAGUCAAUAGUAACAGCUUACCUACAGAGACCAAGGUCUUACUUGAAAUGAAAGUUCCAUUUCUGGCCAAGGGCUUAAAAACAUGGGACUUUAAAUUGUGGAGUAUUCGCAGACCAGCCAGUUUCUGCACGUGUGGCUGAUGUAGCAUGUGUCCAUGUUUUAUUAGCAGCACUGUCGCUCAACCACACUGUGCAGGAUGUUGUACCCAACGCUGUUCGUUAAUAUUGGUCCAAACGAUAUCAUUGGAUCAGCCCUUUUCAGAAUUUCAUAUUUUCAUAUUACAAAAGAAUAUUGUCUGAAAAAAAUAUCAUGGUCAAUUUUUGGGGUUCACAUAU
Molecule: messenger RNA, 1836 nt
Organism: Megalops cyprinoides (Indo-Pacific tarpon)
Lineage: Eukaryota; Metazoa; Chordata; Actinopteri; Elopiformes; Megalopidae
Gene: emp2
Product: epithelial membrane protein 2
Exons: 5
Coding region: 184-666 (160 amino acids)
Cellular component (GO): plasma membrane
Source: RefSeq, a predicted model, not a curated record